Messenger RNA from Scatophagus argus, 1295 nucleotides. Its product is annotated as leucine-rich alpha-2-glycoprotein-like. The coding region runs from base 186 to 1184 and encodes 332 amino acids. The transcript is spliced from 2 exons. NCBI's taxonomy places the organism in Eukaryota, Metazoa, Chordata, Actinopteri, Scatophagidae. The record is from RefSeq and is a predicted model, not a curated record. Gene Ontology annotation, cellular component: plasma membrane. Gene Ontology annotation, molecular function: protein binding.
UGACUGUCUAGUGACGGGUUCUUGUUUACACAAUAAGUAAUGAUUAGAUUGGAAAUUCUGCUCCCCAAAUGACUCAGUAAAUUGCAAGUGAACACUGCUGAAUCUGACAUAAGGAACAGCUGGCCUGACACUCAUUCCACUAGAAAACAACAGUCUCUACGUCUUCUUCUCCUUGUGUCCUAGGAAUGAAGUCCCAGUGUGCGCUUGCUUUCCUCUGGUUGGCUUCUUUCUGCCAUGGCACUCUGUCCUGCCCAGAACUUUGCAAAUGCUACCACAGAAGAGCUGAGGUGGUCUGUAAUGAGGUUUCCCUGACAGCGUACCCCUCCGAGGGUCUGCCGAAGAACACUACCAUGGUGACCAUCCAGUUUACAAACAUCACCUCCAUCUCUGAGCAGCAUCUUAAUGCCACACCCCAGCUGCAAGGGCUUCACAUGUACAACAACCACCUGCAGAGCCUUCCCACUGAUUUUCUCAGAGGCGUUCCUCACCUCAACACUUUGGAUCUCACAGAAAACAAACUGUCUGACCUGCCUGCAGGUGUCUUCAGCCACGCCCCACUGCUCAGCUUGGUGUUGAAGAAUAAUCAGAUUGAAAAAGCUGAUCCUGAGUGGCUUCCUGAUAACAGCAGCAUCACUUGGUUGGACCUAUCUGGGAACCUUUUAACAAAGAUCACGGUUGCUCUGCUUCAGAAGUUGCCCCACCUUGAAAAUCUGGAUCUUUCAAACAACCGUAUGGAGAAGAUCUCUGCAAACUCUCUCCACUCGCUGACCAAACUUGAGAGGCUAAACCUGCAAGACAACAAGCUAAUCACCCUGGAUGUAUCUACAUUUCAGAGCACCCGUAACCUCACUUAUCUCUUCCUCUCUCGGAAUAAGCUCAAUGAACUCCCGCAAAACCUUUUUGAGGAGCUCACUCAGCUCAGAGCCCUGAGUCUGGAAGACAACCAGCUGAGGCACGUCCCCACAGGUUUGCUGGACCCUCUUAACUCCCUGGACGAGGAGGGGCUGGACCUGUCUGCCAACCCAUGGCUUUGUGAUGGGAAAGUGGAGUACCUCUGGAGGUGGCUUCAGAAGAACAAGAAGAAGGUCUUCUUGCCAGAGACCAUCAUUUGUGCUAGCCCGCGGUCUCUGGUGGGGCGCUCAGUAAUGUCACUUACAGAGACCGAACUAAACCUUCAGUCUUAACAGUCUUAAGCUCAGCCUCUGAUAGCUGUCUUACAUUUUGAUCACUGAAACGUUCUCUUUUGUCAGUGUAUGGUGAAUGUAUAAUAAAAUAUGAAACGACUAAGAAGACCA